This is a messenger RNA of Haplochromis burtoni (Burton's mouthbrooder), 2474 nucleotides long. Its product is annotated as high choriolytic enzyme 1-like. Bases 1555 to 2346 code for a protein of 263 amino acids. Gene Ontology annotation, molecular function: metalloendopeptidase activity; zinc ion binding. NCBI's taxonomy places the organism in Eukaryota, Metazoa, Chordata, Actinopteri, Cichliformes, Cichlidae. The transcript has a single exon. Gene Ontology annotation, biological process: proteolysis. The record is from RefSeq and is a predicted model, not a curated record.
GCUGGGGAGAGGGAGGUCUGGGCCUCUUUGCUUAGGCUGCUGCCCCCGCGACCCGGCCCCGGACAAAGCGGAUGAAGAUGGAUGGAUGGAUAUCCUGAGGUUUCAAAGUGGCAGCCAGUCAAGGAUGAUAAGCAAUCCUCAGCCAUGCUUUAUACAGCCUAAAGUGUAUGUUUAUAAAAAAAAUUCUUCUCAGAAAAGCAUUUCUUUUCUUUUCUUUAUUAAUUUUUCCAAUAUUACAAAUACAUUGUCAAGUUUGCUGUUAGCCAAGUUUAGAUUACCCAUGUUGGUUUACUGGUGAUGGUUUUAAUGGGAUUAGCUAACUUCUCAGUAAAUGCUAACUGAAUGCUAGGGGAACGUAACUGGUCAAAUUAUGUGCAUCAAGCUUCUCAUUUGAGCCAGAUGUGCUAUAUGGAUGAAAGAGUUAAUGAAUUAAACUGUGGUACUGUAGUAGGACAUAUAUUUGUCCAUAUAGUGUACCAGAAGAAUGUCAUGAUUUGGACUAAAUGUGGCCUGAUGGUGGUGUCGUGGAAAGUUUGUAAUGUACAUCAAUGACUGCAACGUCAGAAGACGCUUUCUCUUUGGGACACACAUAAAUGUGAGCACCUGAUUCCUAAUGAAGACAAAUCGUGGAGGGAAGAACAGAAAGACUCAACGACUGAAGAAAAAAAAGGUAAACCUGAGCUUCUCUGAAAACAAGAGAAAAAUGUUUAAAUUAUUACAAUAAUGAUGCAUUUCAGCAGAAAAAAACUAAACCUUUGUAAUGAACCAAAUCCAUAAUUACUUACUAAAAUAAAUAGAUGAGAACUGGACUAAUCUUCCUCGAGUGAAGUUAUCAUCAAGUUUCUUUAGUGAGUUGUACUUUCAGCCAUUUGAUUGUUGGUCUGACCAACAUAACAUUUUGUUGUAUUUCAGUUUCACACUUUGUCUGUAGUGUGAUUCUAAUGCGUACAUGUUCCAUAAAGUCAUUUUUAUAGAACAUAUAUUACAUAUACAUAUAUAUAUGACAAUGUCAAUAAACUCUCCAUUUUCAAAACUAUUUCUUUCUGGGAAUUGUUUCAAGGUUCAGGCUUUACAGGGAUGAUUUAUGGUAUGAACAGCAAAUUCAAACUAUUUUAACUGUGUCAAUGAGAAGAAAAACACAGCAGCCAGAUGAAGAAAAGAGAAAAGAUUACUUUUAGAUAUGCAUUUUCUGACUGUCCAAAAUAAAAGUGAAAAUAAAGGUGGUUGCAAAUGGAGAAUUUGAGGACUUUUUAGUUGUAGACGUUUCGAAUGUGUAGUUAAACAAGUCCCACCCAGUAAAGUAACUGUGUUGAUCCGUCCACAGCCCUGACAUAACACAGCAUGUUGAAAGAGUAGGUUUGUCUGUGCAGUCCUCCCUUCUCAGGUUUAUUCAGGCCCAGCGAUGUGGGCCCCAGCCCAUAAUCCUCCUGCAGACACACCUGUAGAGGAGAGUAUAAAGACCUGCGACUCAACUGUGUCAGACACGAAGCUCCGAGGAGUCUCUCCACAGCAGCUCUGCAAAGAAGCUCCACAGCUACCAGACCCACUCUGAAGAUGAGUCCCUCUGUCAGCCUGCUGCUGCUGCUCGGCCUCUCUCAGGCUCAUCCUCUCAUGGAGGAAAGAGGAGGAGGAGAGGGCCAGGUGGAGGAAGACCACACCGUCGAUAUCACCACCAGGAUUCUGACCGCAAACAAUGGCAGCAACGAGAUCCUGCUGGAAGGAGACAUCCUGCUUCCAAAAAGCAGAAAUGCCAUUAAAUGCCAGAGUUACCAGAGAUGCCUGUGGCAGAAAGACAACAACGGCCUGGUGACGGUUCCCUUCGCCAUCAGCAGUGAGUACAGCAGCGGGGAAAGGCAGCUGAUCAGAAAUGCCUUGCAGUCCUUCCACAGCCAGACCUGUGUCCGCUUUGUCGACCGUAAGGACCAGAACGACUACAUCAGCAUCGAGAGCCAGAACGGAUGCUUCUCUUUUGUGGGCAGACAGGGAGGGAAGCAGGUCCUGUCUCUCAACAGGCAGGGCUGCGUCUACUUUGGCGUCGUCCAGCACGAGGUCAACCACGCUCUGGGCUUCCAGCACGAGCAGACCAGGAGCGACCGCGACUACUACGUCAGGAUCAACUGGGAGAACAUCGACCCACAGAUGGCCUACAACUUCGACAAGCAGGACACCAACAACCUCAACACUCCCUACGAUUACUCCUCCAUAAUGCACUAUGAAAGAACAGCCUUCUCCAUCAAUGGCAGGGAAACCAUCACCCCCAUCCCCAACCCCAACGUCCAGAUUGGCCAGAGGCAGGGCAUGUCCUACUGGGACAUCAGGAGGAUCAACCUGCUGUACGGCUGCUGAAAACACACGUUAGCUUGUCUGAUUAGAAGUUUUCAUUUGUUCCCAAAGGUUCUUUCAUCAAUGCUUUUUCAGUGUGUUAAUAUUCUCUUUAAAAAAGUCAAACACAAAAAUAAAGUGCAUUAAAAUGG